AUGGGAUGCUGCUCGUCUAAACCGGCGCCAAAUCAUGGCUAUAACCAUCACGCCGCUCAAAAUGCGAAACACGGUCACGCGAUAUACCCAAAACAUCAUGCUGAUGGAGCAUCGAAUGAGCAAAUUCAAAAGCCUAAAGAGCGACAGCAUGCUCAACGAGCUUAUCAAAAAAAUCACGUUCAUGCUCAAAACCAAGUUUAUCAGCAGCCCAAUGCUCCACAAUACUACCAGCAGCCAGUCGUGCAAGCGGCGCCAAUGAUGGUCCCUAGUCCAGCUGUGGUAGCCGCCGCGCCACCAAUAGUCGUCAUGGACCCGCUAAUUUACGGACCCGUUUACUACGAGCCAAUAAUAAUUGAGCCAGUGAUUUUCGAUGAUGGUUUUUGGUGA
This is a messenger RNA of Caenorhabditis bovis, 387 nucleotides long. The record is from the annotation of a GenBank genome assembly. Lineage: Eukaryota; Metazoa; Nematoda; Chromadorea; Rhabditida; Rhabditidae.